UUUACUCUAAUAUCUAUGAUUAAAAUCAUUGACUUGAACCACGCCUUAAACAAUGACUUGGCAGAUUGGUGGAGGUGUAGUGACUCAUGUCUGCUGUUGCUGCUGCUGAAUGCUCUGACUAACUACUACUACCGCGAAGACUUAAUUUUGUGAUAGGUCAGUCCGGUCCCCUUAUCUUAUUAUUGUGUUCGUCAUUUUGCUUAUGGUUUAACGAGGAAUGGCUGUGCGUCAGUGGAUUCCUGAUAUGCAUCAACCUGCUCUUGUCUGUACCAGCUGUUUUCAUCCGGCAGACACUGCUCUUUACACUAUUGGUUGCAGGAGACCAGAUAUUCAUAAAUCAGGGUAUUACUGGGCAAUAAUAAAUAAAGGAAUUCUAGUACCAUUGCUCGAUAAUGCUCAUCAGAAUGGUUCAAUUUACAAUUAUCCUCUGAAAGAACCAGAUACCAAAAGUUUACAUAGUUCAUACAGGGAAUCUCAACCUUCAUAUGAUGACAUGAAGCUACCAAUCACAACAGACCACUAUAAAGCAAAGUUUACUGCCUUACUCUAUUAUGAAGAGCAGGAACAUAUUGAACUAUUAAAGAAGAAGUGUAAUGGUCAUUUUGUCUUACAAAAAUGUAGACCACCUUCAUUAAAUCGUGAUGAGAAAAGCUAUCCCCCUCAUUUCUAUUGUCUACAAGGAAUGUCAUCAGCACAGAUCAUGUAUGCUACUCAAGCCAGCGAUCGACACGUUACUAUUAGCAUUGGUCAACAUAGCUAUGCAGCAAACAUUCUGAGUUGUAAUUAUUCAUACAUUGAUGAUAAGCUAUACAUUUGUUUCGAUGAUAGCAUUAGGAAUCAGUCUUUUUUAGAAGUCACUGCAAAAUUUGACGUUAAUCACAAUUAUUUUGUUGGCCUCAAUGAAGGAGUGAAGAGGAUUAGCUUAAAAGUGAUACGUCGUCUUAUACCUACACCAGAAGAUUUUAAAAGCCGUCCAAGAGAUAUUGCCAUUAACAUUAGAAGGCACCCAUAUGGAGGAAUUGAUCUUGAUCCUGAGCAGUAUCCUGCAUUAGAAGCAAUACUCAGUAACCAGUGUUCAGCUCCUGUACUUGUACCUGGUGCUUUUGGCUGUGGUAAGACUCGUCUUCUUGCUGUGGCUACAGAAUGUUUCUUCAGAGAGCAUCGUGAGACUGGUCACCCUUCACCUUGUCGUAUUUUAAUCUGUUGUCAUCAUCAACAUUCCGCUGAUGUUUUUAUGGAUAAUUAUUUUAGCAAAAUGCUGUCACACUCUUGGCCAGUAAAAGUUGUACGUGUUACAAGCUCACGGCAUCGUGUUAGUUAUCCUGGUUAUGUGCAAGCUGCCCAUUUUGAUAAUUCACAAUACAAGAAUGAAAAUUCCUUUCUAUUGGUCACAACAUUUGGAGGAGCCCUGACAAUAUCUAGACGGGUUGAGCCUGAUUUCUUUACUCAUAUUCUAAUUGAUGAGGGAGCUCAAACUCGCGAACCUGAAGCUCUUAGUCCAUUUCUAAUGGCAAAUGAGAAUACUCGUAUUGUUAUUGCUGGAGAUCAUCAACAGGUUGGACCUCAACUUCUUGUUCUUGGUAAAGCUCCUCAGCAGUUUGGUUUAUGUGUGUCACUGUUGCAACGACUACUAGAGAAGUAUAAAUCUAUUGGAGACAUUACCAAGAGGAACACUCCAUCAUGGAAUAUUAAUUAUCGCUCACAAGCUGACAUUUUAGAACUACCUUCUAAGUUAUUUUAUAACUCAGAGCUGAGAGCUUGUGGUAGAAUACCAUACCACCUCAAGGCUCCUUAUCCUUAUGUUUUUAUAUGUUCCAGUUUUACUAAUGAUAUUCCAAUUGAUGCUCAGUGUGCUGUAGAGGCUGAUAGACUCCUUCAAGCAGUGCAGCUACACAGUGACAAGUUCAAAAGCUGGGAACUGAAAGACACUUGCAUUAUGACUCCAAGUUUGAAACAGGCAAACCUUAUUAAAAAAUUGAUAAAGACUAAAUUCAAUAAUUUAGAAGGCGUCAAUGUUAUCACCAGUUAUCAAAUGCAAGGGCAGGAGUACCGUAUGCUUUUCAUGAGUACUGUUGAAAGUUUAGAGUCCAAUGGUCGACCAUUUGAUCCUUUGAAGAGUUUUUGUAAUCCAGCACUAUUUAAUACAGCAAUUACACGCUCUAAAAGUCUUGUAGUAGCUGUAGGUAAUCCUCUUGUACUACUAUUGUCUGAAGCUACUAUGGAUAAUCUUAAAUGGUGCUGGAGAGAGUUUAUUUCUAGAUGCCUUCGAAAUGAAACAUUUAAAAGUACUCCUUCUGACCGUGCUCAGUUUGACCAAGUAAAAGCACAGUUCUUUGACAUGCUAAAAUGUGAUAACACAACUGAUGUAAUGGAAUUGUUUCAAAAGAAGAGCUAUUCACAAAAUCAUUUUACAAAGCCUUCUCCACUACCUAAAGCUCCUGUGCUCACUACUCCUUCUAAAAUGCACUCGGCUCAACAGCCCAGUGGGUGGUCAUCAGGUACUCCACCUUCAGUGUUAUAUCAUCCAACUCAAGAUAGAAAGCAGCCAUCUUCUCAAGUCAAUCAAGACCUACCUUUUGAAAAAGAAGCAGCACAACCAUGGCCACAACUAGAUCUACCACCUUCUCUUCAAGAAAGUAAAAAGCAACUUACUUCUUCACCACAAGAAGCAAAGAUGCAUCAAUCUCCAACUAAACAACAGUCUCAUGUGUUUUCACAGCGUCAAGUCAAGCAACAGCAGUACUCAGCAGUUGAACAAAAGCCGCAUUUUGAAAUAGAACAACAGUAUACUUAUACAGAUAAGAAGCGGAAGUCUAAACAACCAAAAUCUACACACACAAAUAAUGCUCUGCCUCUAUCAAAACAAACUGGUCCAAAAAAAGCAUCUGCUCCUCAAACAUCAUUGUCUUUAAAGAAGCAAAAAGGAAGUAAUAUGGCAAUACAGUCUAAAGUAGGGCCACCAGUCCUUCAGCAGUUACCAACUGCCUCACCUCGACAGCAAAAGCAAUCUCCAUGGAGACCACUUGAACCUGUUGUUCCCAUUUCAUUACAAUCUACUGUGAAGCCUUCAAAAUCCUCACCUGCAGUCAUGAGAACUAGUCAGAUCUCUUCAGAACAUUCCGAACCUCUACAAAAUCCUAGAAAUUUUAUUCUUGGUUCUUAUAUUAGUAAUAAGUUGGAGGAAACUUUAAAUUCAAUACAGAGUAGAUCUACAAAAGAAGCAGCAUCUCGAAAUAAGGUUCCUACUUCUGAAGCACUCAAGACAUCUAUUUCAAUGCACUCCUUCAAAGACCAUGCCCACCGCCCUAUUAAUAAAGAGCUACUAGCUGCUACAUUAACUCCUGGCAACUAUAAGGAAAAGUUUCACCAGUUAUUGUGUCGGGAAGAAGAUGAACAUGAGAGGAUUCUUAGAGAAAAGUGCAAUGGUUUCUAUGAUUUAAAGUUGUCAAGUAUUGACAAAUGUGUGAAGUGGCACUUUGAGUGGUAUCAAAACAAAUAUAAAUUAUUUUGUACAAUAUCAAACACACAACUUAAUGCUGAUACAAUAGCUUAUGCUAUGCAGGCAAGUGAAGGUAUAGUUAUUCUCCAUUUGCCUACUGGAGAUUUACAAGCAGAUAUUCUUCAGACAAAAAACAGAAGUAGCCUUUAUUUUCUACUAGGGCUUGAAACAAAUACUGGAGUUACACAACAAUCAAAUGUCAAUGUGACAUUUAUUUUAAAAUUUUCCUAUUUUGAUCGUCUUCAUCGAGCCUUAGAUAGUUUGCCUCUAGCUGUACUUAAUCGUUUAAUGCCAAAUGACCCUUGUCAUUUUAGUAAUGUGGUGUUGAAUGAAGAAGAUAUUCCUCCUCCAGUUUCGUGUGUCCAUGACAUAGUCAAAUUAGAAUAUUCGCAGAGGAAAGCUCUUAAGUCUAUAAUGAGUUGUGAAGCUAACAAAGCACCUGUUUUAAUCAUAGGUUCAUUUGGAACUGGUAAAACUCAAUUGCUCGCUCGUGCUGCAUAUCAAGUAUUGAAACAAAAUCGAAAAAACAGGAUUCUAAUCUGUGCCCAUCAUCAACGCUCUGCAGACACAUUUAUGACCAAUUACUUUUCGAAGAUGAUUGCUUCAGGUUGGUACUGUGGUAAAGUUGUUCGUCUGAUGGCAACCAGAGAUUAUUAUGCUCCUUUAAAUUGUGCGAAGUAUUACGCUACCAUCAGAGAUAAGCGUUUCAGAAAUGGGAUGGAAAAAAUUAGCUUGAUUGUCACAACAUUUUCUACAUCACUUCAUAUGCUUGGAGUUGUUCCUGAAGGAUUUUUUACCCACAUUCUGUUGGAUGAAGGUGCUCAAACUCGAGAACCUGAAUCUGUUGCUCCACUUUGUUUAGCUGAUGGUAAUACACAAAUUGUAAUUGCAGGAGACCACAAACAAGUUGGUCCCUCAUUGUUAGUGCUUGGUGAACUAGCUAUAAAAAAUGGCCUUAGCCUGUCAUUGUUGGAGAGGCUUUAUACUGUUUAUAAUGAUGAGAGGCUGAUUGAUGCUUCAUUGGUACACUCAGCUACUCUUCUCACUAAUUUUAGAUGUCAUCAUGCUCUACUGUCUCUUCCAUCUUAUUUAUUUUAUGAUUCUUCAUUGAUUACCGCUGCUGAAGCUGUGACUCAUCUUCAUCCUGAAGCUAAGUACCCUCUUCAUUUUAUAUGCUCAAAUCUUACUGAAGAAAAAGAAAUCCGUGCUAACAGUAAUGAGUUUGAAGUCAUAAAGUUGUUAGAAGAAUUGAGUAAGUAUGUUAAAAGCUGGCCUAAUGAAUGGGGUAAAAAGGAUCUUUCUAAAAUUUGUGUUAUGACAACAACAGCUCACCAAAAAUAUUGUGUCAUUCAAGCUUUAUUUCGUUAUUCACAUCUUGAAGAUAUUGAUGUUCGAACUGUUUUUGAUAUUCAAGGUUGUGAGUAUGAGGCAAUUUUUCUUAGUACAGCAGAGCCUACUACAAAAGAAGGCAAAUCUAAAAAUCCAACCAAGACACCUUGCAGUCAAUAUGUAUUUAAUACUGCAUUAACACGUGCUAAAUCACUUGUAGUGUGUGCUGGUAAUCCGUUUCUGUUGAUGACAAUAGAAGAAAGCAUGGGUAAUGAAUGCUCUUGUUGGAAAGAGUAUAUUAGAAGGUGUAUACUUUCUAAAACAUUUGUAGUACGUUUGAAAAGGAAGGAUGAAGCAAAUAAAGCCUUCAUUGGUGAUAAAAUUAAAAUGUUACAAGAGAUAAUUUUUAAGUUGUCACCUGCAAGUGGGUCUUUUUCUGUUAAAGAUAGCAUAUUGAAAUCAUUUCAACAAGCAUUAAAAUCUAUACCACAGUACAAAAACUGCAAAUUGAGAAUUGUUCAAGAAGUACGUGAACAUUGGAAUAUUAUAGACUCGAGUUCAUCUGACACAAAUAAAAUAGAAUCUGAUGUUGAAGAGAAUGAAGGUGAAAAAGAAGGUGUUUUUGAUUGUGAAUUGCAAAUAAAAAACUAUCGCUCAGCAAUUGCAAUUCCUCUUGAUCAAUCAAAGGAGCCCAUAGUUAUUAAUGGGUUUAAUAAUAGAAGAGGAGCUUUCAACAAUGAUAUAGUACAAGUGGAAGUUACUGUAUUUAAUUCUCAUUCUGCAUCUGGUGAUGAUGAAGCUAUAGUUAAAAGGUCUGGUAGGGUAUUAAAAGUUAUUGAAGAGCAGCAUCCAACUAGGUAUGUAUGCCGUGCUGAUCAAUAUGGCCUCAUUAACUUUUAUCCUCUUGAUAAAACUGCUCCCGUCAUUGUUAACCUUCCAAUAAUAUCCUACAAUCUUCUUCGAUAUCGUCCUAAGGAUGACCAGGCCCCAAUGGUGCAUGAUUACAUUGCAGUGUUUAAAGAGGAGUCACUCUCAGUCUCACCUAAUGAUCAGAUUCCUUGUAUUAAGGAGCUCAUACCGUUUGAAUUGUCACAGAGUCUCUUGUUUGUUGUUGAGGUCCUCGGUUGGAACCCAAAAUACAGAAAAGCACUAGGAGCUGUCAUUGAAGCUGUUCCACGUACAUCAAACCUUUUCUUUACUAAUCACUUGCUUAGCCUUGUAUAUAACAUCCAAGAAGAAGAUGAAGAAGUACAUGCACCACUUCAACCUCCAAUUAAACCUAAAGAGCUUCGUCAUUAUAAUCGAGCAUUUACAAUUGAUCCUCCUUUAUCUAAAGAUUUGGAUGAUGCAGUCAGUUUGACACCUCUUCCUCAAGAUGGCAAUUAUGAGCUUGCAGUUCUUAUAGCUAAUGUUGCCAAGCAUAUAAAUGAAAACCAUCCAUUAGACAUGAAAGCUAAACAGAGGGGGACAUCUGUAUAUAGUGCUAAACAGAGUGGUACAUCAAAUGGCAUUGGACGAGUGAGUCACAUGUUUCCAUCCAGUAUCACAUCUCAAUUGAGCCUUGACCAUUUGAAAGAGCGACAUGUUUUAUGUGUACCUGCUACAGUUGUCAUAAAAGAAGGAGUGGUAACUAGUGUAGUGUCAGGCAAUCCAAGGGAAGCAAUAGUCACUUCUCAAGUACGAUUCACUUAUGAAUCUGCUAUGAAGGUAAUGCAUAAUGAAGAGGUUGAUGAUCUUGAAACAAGAAGGCAAGUUCAUGUAUUUGAUACUACCAGUAGACCAAGCUUACUCAUGGCUGAUACUCUUAAUCUACUGUAUAAGAUAGCUAUGUACUUACGCAUUAAGAGGUUAGGUGAUGCUGGUUACUGUUAUGGCCAGUCUGAGGAAGGUGAAGAGGGUAACUGGCAGACUCAUCUUCUUAUAGAAGAAUUAAUGAUAUUCUGUAAUGCAACAGUAGCUGAAUAUCUUCAUGAGAGACUUCCACAACAAACUGCACUCUUACGAGCUCAAAUGCCACCUUUAGAAGAAGAAAAGCAUAAUUUUAUUAAUCAAAAUCAAAACUGCCUGUCUCAUUCCCUGUCUUUUAAGUGUCAUUUAAGGGAUUCAUCUAGUGAAGCAGGUCCUUUUAUUAUGUCUAGCACAACACUUCAGCUACUUAUUGAUGCAUGUUCUAAAGGAGAUCACAUUCAAUUAGCUUCAAUUCUUAGCAAUAAUAAGCUUUAUCCACAACUAGCAAUGGCCGAGACUAUGUCGCGAUUGAUCAGCAGAAAAGCAAGUUAUGUUGUGAUUGAAAACAGUAAAAAUCAUAUCUGUGCUAAUCAUGCUCAUAAUAGCCUUGCAUUACCAUCAUAUACACAUUUUACAUCACCUAUAAGGAGAUACUUUGAUUUGGUAGUGCAAAGAUUAGUAACAUCACUCAUUGAAGGAAGACCUAUAGCAGAGAAUUCUGACCUUGCAAAGUUGUGCUCUCAACUUAAUGUCAAGAACAAAAUGGCUAAAGAUUAUGAAAGGGCUGAUAAUAAAGCAUGUAUAACCAGAAGCUGUGAGAUCUCACUAGAGAAAGCCGAGGCUUUUGUAAUCAAAUCUUCCAAGAAAAGCAAUCAUGACUCAUUUGAGUUAUCUUUCACUUCAAGUCAUUAUGAGUGUAUUCAUGGUCAAGACACAUCAUUUAGCAUAUCAGAUCUUAAUUUUCAUCACAAAAUUGAAGAUGGAGCUACUAAAUCUAUUGUAUGGAAAAUAGUUUCAGUAUCAUUGCUCCAAUCAUUCAGCCUCUUCUCUCAUCUUGAUGUAUUUGAUAUGCCUCCUGCUACUCUCAAAGCUCCUCAUUGCUCCAUUGCUGCUAAAAUGUAUCAAUAUACACAAGGGCUUGAAGAAGGAGAACCACAGCUUCAUUAUUCUAAUGCUAAUUUUGCAGUUCGUGAUAAAGAUGUUACUUUUAGUUCAGAACGCUGGCUUGUAACACACCAGUAUCUUAAGUGUCAAAAUGAAGACAAUUUAAAAAAAAUAAGAAGCUUAAUUCUCCAAUUGCAACAAGAAGCCAGUAAAGACAAGCCACAGUCAAAAAGAGAUGAAGAGAGUGUUGCAAUAACGUAUGAAAUUCAACGACCUUUUAUAGCUAAUGAUACAGUCACAGUUUGGCUAGGAAAGUCUCUUAAAGAGUGUCUCCCAACACCAGCUAUUCAAUUAAUGGAGAUAGCACCAACAGUUCGUGUGUGCCUUCAACACAACAAGAAUCCUUCUCUCUGCUUCUCUGAUAUCCAGCUACAGAAAGCAUCACAUGAUACAGCAUAUCACUCAAUAGAACAGUAUGUACAGCUUUGGAUUAAGGUGUUAAUUGCUGAGUCUGCUAAUGAAAGUGUCAAGACAAAGAAUCUUAUAUUUAUCAGACAUGCUCCUCUGAAGUGGAAUAAAUUUACUCUAGCUGAUAAUUGUGUUGAUGAUCUUUACUAUGUACCAGAAGAUGAAGUUUCCCUUGCCAUACCUCCUAAGAAUCAAGACUCAUUGGAUUUCAUUAGUAUCAAAUCUGGUGACUUCCUUUGUGUUCGAUAUGAGAUUAGUGAUAGUCUCAAUGCUGUCUAUCACUUUGUUGUGACUAUAGUGAAGCGACAUGAAAAUAAGAAAGCAAAUAAAAAGGAUGAUGAAGACAUUGUAAUAAAAAUGAGACCUCAUGGUGAUUAUUCAUGUAGAGUCACAGAGAAUAUGCAUCAAGAAUUAAAAAAAGGAAACCAAACUUGUGAGAUACAGCUAAUACCAAUGCCAGAUUCUUUUCACCGAGUAUAUGAAAGAUUACAGGAAGCAUCAACUGAGUGGUCUAACCGAGCUAAAAUUAUAGCAAUUUCUGAUACAAAAUCAAAAGGCUUUAAUACAAUUGCACAGCACUGUGAUAUUUCCCUGAAAGUAUUUAAUGAUGAUCCACUGGCAAAGCAACUAUGGAAAGGAGAGGGUGGCACUGAAUUGAAUACUAUACAGCAAGAUUCAAUUAAAAGAGCACUAAGGAAUAAUUUUCAAUUGAUUCAAGGACCACCAGGUGUCUGCCGCAUGACAAAAUGUGACAUGUUUAUACUAUUCUAUUUUCUAAUAAAUUGGCUCCAAAAGUACAGGAAAGAGUGAGACUGGGGCUCAUUUGGCUUACAUUUUCUCAAUUACAAAUAAAGAAAUAUCUGAAGAAGACCCAUUGUGUUGUAAAAAAAAGUCAGUACUGUA
Messenger RNA from Amphimedon queenslandica, 9031 nucleotides. RefSeq lists its product as uncharacterized. Gene Ontology annotation, molecular function: helicase activity; RNA nuclease activity; RNA binding. The coding region runs from base 218 to 8938 and encodes 2906 amino acids. The transcript is spliced from 17 exons. Gene Ontology annotation, cellular component: P granule; cytosol. Gene Ontology annotation, biological process: regulatory ncRNA-mediated post-transcriptional gene silencing. NCBI's taxonomy places the organism in Eukaryota, Metazoa, Porifera, Demospongiae, Haplosclerida, Niphatidae. The record is from RefSeq and is a predicted model, not a curated record.